Messenger RNA from Coniosporium apollinis CBS 100218, 1776 nucleotides. RefSeq lists its product as uncharacterized. The transcript has 2 exons. Bases 1 to 1776 code for a protein of 591 amino acids. Lineage: Eukaryota; Fungi; Ascomycota; Dothideomycetes. The record is from RefSeq and is a predicted model, not a curated record.
AUGACGCUCGCUUCAACUCUCUUUACAGCCCUCUGGGCUGCAUCACUCGUUGUUGCUGACGAGCCCGCCUUCAUACAAAACGCCGGGUAUCAACAAUCGGCAUACGGCCAAUAUCCUGUCCAGACCUUCGUGUCAAAUCCCAAUGUCACCGCACCAAUCUUUAAUGUCAUCAGCACGCCCGGGGAAGGCGCGUCCAACGGCAGCCACCUGUUUAUCUCGCCUCGCGGCACUGCAGUGUCCAAUCCUUCUCCGAUGAUCGUGGAUGCCGGUACACUCUCCGUCGUGUGGUCCGCAGAAGAGUAUGGGACUGCCUUUGAUGUCAAGAUACAGCAGUACAAUGGCGAGGACUACCUUACGUUCUGGGCGGGGGAGACUUUCCGUCAAGGAUACGGACACGGGUACUACUACAUGCUGAACUCCUCGUACGACAUCGUCUAUAACCUCACGGCCGUCAACCUCACCGUGCCCGGCGACAUCCACGAGUUCCAGCUUACCCCCAAUGGCACGGCCCUCAUCACCAUCUACGAGCCCCGGGCGUGGGACCUGACCGCAUAUGGCGUGCAAGGCGGUUGGCUCAUGGACUCGCUCUUCCAAGAAAUCGACGUCGAGACCAACGACCUGCUCUUCGAAUGGCGGGCCUCAGACCACUACAACCUCUCCGAAGCGUACCUGUUACCCGGGACCUAUUUCUACGACGGCAAGUCCGCGCAGAGCGCCUUCGACUUCUUCCACAUCAACUCCGUCGACAAGGACUCCCUAGGCAACUACCUAAUCUCCGCACGGCACACGUACAGCAUCAGCUACAUCUCCGGCACGACCGGCGAAGUCCUCUGGCAGCUUGGGGGCAAGCGCAACAACUUCACCGACCUCUCCUCCGGCAACGCGACAAACUUCGCCUGGCAGCACGACGCGCGUUGGGCUUCGCCCUCCUCCUCGGAGCAGCCGCGCAUAAUGACGCUCUUCGACAACGGCGCGGCCGACUUCAACCAGUCCUUCCCCGAAUCCCGCGGCCUGCGUCUCGCCAUCGACACCGUCAACAUGACCGCCGCAGUCGAAGUCUCCUACAACUCCCCGCAGCGCAUCAGCUCCGAGUCGCAGGGCAACAUGCAGCCGCUGCCCAACGGCAACGUGAUGGUCGGCUGGGGCUCCGACCCGGCUUUCACCGAGUUCUCGGCCGAGGGCGAGGCGCUCUGGACCGCGCAGUUCGGCCUCAUCGACGGCAAGGCGACCUCCUCGUACCGCGUGUACAAGCAAUCCUGGACCGGAUCCCCGCGCACCAACCCCUCGAUCGCAGCCGGCAACGUGACGGCCUCGAACGGCACGACCACCAACGUCGGCGCCGGCGGGACGUCCAACACGGUCUACGUCUCCUGGAACGGCGCAAGCCGCGUCGCGAGCUGGUCGUUCCUCGCCUCGAACAGCAGCGACAACCUCACCACGCCGGACCAGACGUGGCGCAAUGUCAGCAGCAAUGGCUUCGAGACGAACGUUACUGUUGCGGGCGCGGCGCGGUAUCUGCGGGCCGUGGCACUCGACGCCGAUGACGCGUAUCUGGGCGCGACUGAUAUAUUCGAUCUGCAGGAGCGCCGCAGGAGGCCGGGCUCGCGGGUGAACUGGCAGGAGGAAGAGGAGCAGCAGCCGUCUGAGACGGCGGGGGAUGAGGCGAGCGCAACGCAGAGUGAGGCGGCGGCGACGAGUAGUACGGCCGCGGCGGUGAGCUUGGGGGCGCCGAUGGGGUUGGUUGUUGGGUUGGUCGGGGCGGUGAUGAUGUUCUAA